AGCACGGAAAAUCGCGCUGACUGAGUAACAUUUGCCGCAGCGACUUUGAGAAAUGAAGACUGCGCUUGCACUGCCCUAAAUAAUACGUUUAAGAUACUUCAUUCCUUUGUAGCAAAGUGCAGUGCGGAGCACAUAAAAUAGAUGGUGGCCGAAACCAGUGGAGCAGUUAUUUUUUAGAUGCAAAGAUAAUCGGUGACCGAUUUUGACGUUGAAAAAAAAUGACGAAAGAGGAAAAGAUAAAAUCUUUACCACUCUGUGUCGCCCUUUUCUUUGGGCUUUAUUAUUUUUUUAUGUUUGACAAAAGUGACAGUCUAUAUUUUGCGGAUAUAAGAAGUGGACACAAAAUGUUGGACCUGACAAAUUUUUUAGACAACCCCGCUGCUUUCAAUGAAAUCUUUGGUGAAAAAGUUGUGUUUUUCAUCGAGUCGACCGAUAAGGGCAAACUAGACGCGAGAAAAGUUUGCUCCAUUGAAGCCCUAAAUUCCUUCAACCCGGACGUGAAAAUUAUUCUCGUCUUUAUCAACAAUGGACGGAAAAUGAAACCAAUAAAAAGUCCUGCAUUGACAGAACUUCUCUCUAGAAAGAAAAAUAUAAUCCUGGCCUUGGUUAACAAUUUACAGGUUUUUAAAGGAACGCCUCUAGAAGGGAUUUUAAGCUCAACACUUUUCCAAGAUGAAAAACAAACUGAAGUGAAAGAGAUUCGCCUGAGCAACUUCCUGCGUCUCUGUCUUCUUUGGAAACUGGGCGGCGUUUACAUGGACCUCGACUUUCUCCUGUUUAAGAACAUCAACUCUUAUAUAAAUUUGCAAAAUUUUCUGAUCGCCGACACCAAAAGAGACCGAAUUAAGGAUCCCAUUAUGGGCUUCCAGAGGAAUCACCCCUUUUUGAAGACCAUUAUGGAAACGUUGGGCAAAAAAUACAUCCCGCUUCAUUCAAACUCGACGCUGCCAACCCUCAACGUUACCACCUUUGGCACGGUCGAGGAAGAAGUGACCAGACACGUGGGUGAAGUGCAAUUUUUGGAUCGCAACUUCAUCAGUCCAGUAAGAUACGGCGAUUUUUUUGACGAAUCGAAAGGAGAGUUGACGGAAUCAAUGAUGAAUGAGAGCCUCGGUGUGCACUUGUGGCACUUUUAUAGCUUUUACUUGAGGCUGAGGAAAGAUUCCAUAGCACCAUAUGCCAUUGCCGCUAGGAAAUUUUGUCCACGAUCGUUUGAUAAGGCAGACGAGUUCUUUUGAAAGCCAUUUUAUUGUUGAAGAGAUAAAAGACAUGAAUAAAAAGAUUUGGUUUAUUCUUUUAAGUUGCUUUAACAGUCGUGUUUGAGAACCUUAACAAUCGACAUGAUUUUUAACUUAAAACAUGUUAUUUUCAUAUUAAAAAUUUGAAUUUUUGUGUUUUUCUUGGUUAUAAAUCAAUAAUAACCGAUUUUUUAGUGAACUUAUUUUCUAAUAAAAAAUAAACAGUUUGAACUUCA
This is a messenger RNA of Neocloeon triangulifer, 1474 nucleotides long. RefSeq names its product lactosylceramide 4-alpha-galactosyltransferase-like. Lineage: Eukaryota; Metazoa; Arthropoda; Insecta; Ephemeroptera; Baetidae. The record is from RefSeq and is a predicted model, not a curated record. Gene Ontology annotation, biological process: glycosphingolipid biosynthetic process. The transcript is spliced from 3 exons. Bases 219 to 1238 code for a protein of 339 amino acids. Gene Ontology annotation, molecular function: hexosyltransferase activity.